CGAAACGUACUUGCAUUUGCUUUUUUCUCUUUUUUUUUUUUUGAGAGUGAUGGUAGCGAUAUAGUACACAAUCCAUUUUUAUCUUUCUAUUUGUUUGCGUUUUCGAUUUUUAUUUUAUUUUCUUCUGCUUUUUAAUUUCAGUUUUCUCUGAAUUUUGUUACAAAUUUAUAUAUUUUGUUUUUCAUUUGAGCAACCGUUUGUUUUCUUCUUUCUUUUGUAUCAGAUCCACAUUUUAAAUGCUUUGGAACUAGUUAUUGUUUGCAAAAUGAGUGGAAAAGAGUGUUACAAAGUGUAAAGUUUUCGAAUCUUGUUUAUUAAUCACUGUGAUCUGCUUGUGUCUGAGUAGUUAAAUAAAAGUAAAAUCACCAAUCCUUCUUCUUUCUUUCUUUCUUUCCUUUUUGGUUUUUGCUUCCUUUGUUCUCUCCACUACCUUUGUCUGCCACCACACUGGAAUAUUCUGACUGAUUUUAUUCCAUUUAUAGAGAUAGUGAUCAUCAUGAUGAUAGGUUUUUCUUUAUCUUUUUAAGUUAAUUAUCACAAACUGUAUGUUAGUGAUUACAUUCUUCACAAUUCCACCCCGCGGGCAGUUAUUUAUGAAAAAUUGGUGUUCUAUCUGGCCCUGUUUUGGUUGCUUGCACAUGUGAUGCUAUGCUAGCAGCGUAAUAAUCUAAGUGGUCCUUUUGAUAUUACCUAAAUGCAUAUUUCAACAAUUUGCAUUUGCUGUCUUAUUGCAGAUUCAUUUCUUUGAUGAUUAUAUUUCAAUAAUAGAGGAAAGAGUUGAGGAAGUUAGCUCUUGAUAAGUACUUUGAUUAUUCAUUUGAUUGCAUUUUGGAAGAGGUGAAACAAAUCCAAGUAUGAAAGAAACUAACAAGAGGAGAACUCCAAAUAAUAAUCAAUCUAAGCGCGUCGCAAAAACUGAAAAGAGAGUUCAAAAACCACAUCAAACAUUGACGGCAAAAGAAACUGAAUCUAAACCAGACUCGAGUAUUUUAGUAAGUGAUUCGAACACGGGCUCCGAGCCCUCUCAAGUUUAUGAAAACUUGGUUAUACAUUAUGUCGAUGAUGUGAACAGGUUUGAGGAGGCACCUCAAGAUCCUAAAUCCAAUUCCGUCACUGCGAAUGCCAACAAGAAUGACAUUUUAGAUGAUCUCUCAAAUGAUUAUUUAGAGAAAGAACGUAAGCAGGGGAAGGAAGAAGAAUCAGAUACUGAGACAAUUAAAGAUUCUGUAUCAUCUCAAGGGGAUUCAUUAACAGCUGAUGAUGAUGAGAAAGUAGAAAAAGUUUCAAGAGUACCCAAAAGUGUUAGCAAUAAGGAUUCAUCAGAAAGUUCUCGUGCACACAGAGUGAGAUCUGAUAAAACUAGCAAACCUCAAUCAAAUAACACUCCUAAGAAGCCUGCAAAACCAAUUAAAGGGCCAUCUAAAGUUAGUAGCAAAACUUCUUUAGUUGAUAAGAAUUCUAGAGACAUGAAAGUUCCUUCUAAACCUUCAUUGGAGUCUUCCGAAGGAGCUGAUGAAAAGCCUACUGAAGGUUUAAAUGAAAUAGAUGUUUUGGAUGAGACCUCAAAUGGUACUCAGAGUGUUGCUAGUGAUAAUGAAACUGUUGAUGCUGAAGAAAAUGGUGAGCAUGAGGAUGAGGUAGCUUUAAAUCAAAGAAUUGGAGAGAUGGAAAUAAAAGUUGGGAAACUAGAAGAGGAGCUCAGAGAAGUUGCUGCUCUUGAAAUUUCACUAUAUUCUGUAGUACCAGAACAUGGAAGCUCGGCGCAUAAGGUGCACACACCUGCACGGCGCCUUUCUAGACUAUAUAUUCAUGCUUGUAAACAUUGGGCCCAAGACAAGCGAGCUACAAUUGCUAAAAACACUGUAUCAGGACUUGUAUUGAUUAGCAAGUCCUGUGGUAAUGAUGUCCCAAGGUUAACCUUUUGGUUGUCUAACACCAUCAUGCUGAGGGAGAUCAUUUCUCAGGCAUUUGGCAGUUCACGCAACUCCAGUGCGCUUACAAAGUGCUCUGCACCCAAUGGGGGUAGCAAGAAAAAUGAAGGAAAGGCUGCAGCACUAAAAUGGAAGGGUGGUUCUGGUAGUAGACAAGUUAAUGGUUUUAUGCAGCUUGUGGACGAUUGGCAGGAGACAGGAACCUAUACAGCUGCACUAGAAAAAGUUGAAUCAUGGAUAUUUUCUCGAAUAGUUGAGUCAGUAUGGUGGCAGGCUGUGACUCCACAUAUGCAAUCACCUGGUGGGACAUUAUCCUCUAAUAAAUCCUUUGGAAGAUUGAUGGGACCAGCCCUUGGUGAUCAUCAGCAAGGCAGCUUUUCUAUCAAUUUAUGGAAUAAUGCUUUUCGGGAUGCUUUUCAAAGACUUUGUCCGGUUAGAGCAGGAGGACAUGAGUGUGGUUGCUUGCCAAUAAUAGCCAGAAUGGUUAUGGAACAGUGUGUCUCCAGACUAGAUGUGGCUAUGUUCAAUGCUAUUCUACGCGAGUCAGCCCAUGACAUUCCAACUGACCCUGUAUCAGAUCCUAUUGUAGAUUCAAAGGUUCUGCCUAUUCCAGCUGGGGACUUGAGCUUUGGUUCUGGUGCACAGCUGAAAAACUCUGUUGGUACCUGGUCCAGAUGGCUUACUGAUAUGUUUGGCAUGGAUUCUGAUGAUUCCCUGAAAGAAGAUCAGCUCAGCAGCGAUGAUGAUGAAAGGAAGAGUGGAGAACCUAAAGCCUUUAAUCUUCUUAAUGAAUUAAGUGAUCUUUUGAUGCUUCCCAAAGACAUGCUAAUGGACCGAUCAAUAAGAAAAGAGGUAUGCCCAUCUAUAUGUCUCCCAUUAGUGAAGCGGAUUCUCUGCAAUUUUACUCCUGAUGAGUUCUGUCCAGAUGCUGUCCCAGGAGAUUUAUUGGAGGCACUGAAUGCUGAGAGUAUUGUGGAACGGAGAUUAUCAGGAGAUUCAACAAGAAACUUCCCUUACACAGCUGGCCCGGUUGUAUACGCCCCACCUUCCUCUGCUGAUGUGUCUGAGAAGGUUGCUGAGGUGGGAGCAAAAUCAGAGCUAUCAAGAAAUGUAUCUGCUGUACAAAGGAAAGGAUAUACCAGUGAUGAAGAACUGGAAGAACUCGAUUCUCCUCUCACAUCCAUUAUUGAAAAUUCGCUGUCAUCUCCAACUAGUGUACCUAAAGGAAAUGGAAACCACUUGGAACAUACAGGUUACAUAGUUACAAAUGCAAGGUAUGAACUCCUCCGUCAGGUGUGGUCUACAGGAAUGUGAAGAGUGAUCCUACCCUGUUGUAUAUGUUUUGUUUUGUUUUGUUUUUUAUCCAAUUUUGAAGUAAAUAUGAAGAAGAAAGAGAAAAAGAAAAAGAAAAAGAAGGGAUAGAACACCAUACUAGGGAAAUAAGCAAAAGUGAAAAUGUGGGAAUGUUGUUAGAUUUCAGGAAUGUUCAAUUCCUGCUUCAGCCAUCAAUCAGUUACUCUUGUAUAUUAGGCACAGCUUGUUAUCAAGUAGCAUCUACUAAAAAAGAAAAAACUUAUUCCAUUUCAUAUAAUAAAAGAUUUAUUUUGGUUUGUAGAA
Ricinus communis (castor bean) is the source of this 3548-nucleotide messenger RNA. RefSeq lists its product as uncharacterized. The transcript is spliced from 8 exons. NCBI's taxonomy places the organism in Eukaryota, Viridiplantae, Streptophyta, Magnoliopsida, Malpighiales, Euphorbiaceae. Bases 855 to 3245 code for a protein of 796 amino acids. Gene Ontology annotation, cellular component: nuclear pore. The record is from RefSeq and is a predicted model, not a curated record.